This is a messenger RNA of Dromaius novaehollandiae (emu), 2271 nucleotides long. RefSeq names its product cytochrome c oxidase assembly protein COX11, mitochondrial. Bases 47 to 811 code for a protein of 254 amino acids. The record is from RefSeq and is a predicted model, not a curated record. The transcript has 4 exons. Gene Ontology annotation, molecular function: copper ion binding. Gene Ontology annotation, cellular component: mitochondrial inner membrane. Lineage: Eukaryota; Metazoa; Chordata; Aves; Casuariiformes; Dromaiidae.
CGGUCUCGCGAGAAGAGGCGGCGGCGGCGGCGGGGAGGCGGGCGGCAUGGGGCCGUGCGGGCGGGGCUGGGCGCGCUGCGGGGGCCCGCGGCUCCCCGGCGCCCUCUGGGCCCUGGCGCUGGGCCGGGCCCUGCCGCGGGCUCGGUGCGGGCUGUGGGCUUUGGGCGGCGGCGGCCCGGCCGCGCAGCCGGCCCGCGGGCUGCGCGGCUCCAACCCCUUCACCCGCGGGCAGGAGGAGGAGUGGCGGCGCCGCAACCGCACGGCGCUCACCUACAUCGCCGCCGCCGCCGUGGGCAUGGUGGGCAUGUCCUACGCGGCCGUGCCGCUCUACCGCCUCUACUGCCAGGCGACCGGCCUGGGCGGGACGACGGGAGCGGGCGGCGGCUCGGCGCGGAUCGAGAGCAUGGAGCCGGUGCAGGAGCGGGUCGUCAAGGUCACCUUCAACGCUGACGUGCACGCGAGCAUCCACUGGAACUUCAGGCCUCAGCAAACAGAAAUCUACGUGGUACCAGGAGAGACUGCACUGGCAUUUUAUAAAGCAAAAAAUCCUACUGACAAACCAGUAAUUGGAAUCUCUACCUACAAUGUAGUACCGUUUGAAGCAGGACAGUAUUUCAAUAAAAUACAAUGUUUUUGUUUUGAAGAACAGCGGCUUAAUCCUCAAGAGGAAGUAGACAUGCCUGUCUUUUUCUACAUUGAUCCAGAAUUUGCAGAGGACCCUAAAAUGGCUAAAGUUGACUUGAUCACUCUCUCUUACACCUUUUUUGAAGCAAAGGAAGGGCAUAAAUUACCACUUCCAGGAUAUCAGUAAUAGGCAAUAUCUACAUAAUUAGGACUUCUGCUACCUGAUCACCAGUUUUGAGACCAUUUUCCCAUGGAAGGAGAAACUAUAAAAACUACACACGAGUACUGUGCAAUAUGAAAUUAUAUUAUUAAACCACUGUGGGCACAUGCUGCUGUUCUGACAGAAUUUUUUCUAUUUUUUUUAAACUCAUGUACUUAUAAUUGCCUUAGGAAUAGUAUUUUUACCAUUAGAACACAAGAAAUCUCUAAAGGCAGCUGUCUCAAAGCCAUCUCUUAUAAUGAUACAUGCUACCUGAAUGUGAUGAGGCAGAUCUUUAAAUCCAAGUGCAAACUGAGAUUUUCAGUUUUACUUUCAAAGGAACAAAUUGUUUAAUAAACGUCUAAAAUUGCAUUGCUGACUUCCAUUUACCUUGUAUUUUCAGUGAAAAUUUUUACAGUAACGUAUUUAAUCAAUUCAUGGAAUCUCAAACUAAAAGAGUGAAUUGCUAAGUAACCCUCCCCCAGCAGAGAUGAUGGUGAUUCAGUAGAUGGUGCUGCCUCUUGAAUUAUUACUGAAUCAGUAGUUUAUUUGGUAAGAGCAGACUGCUCUGGAACUGUUAUCAUUUGAAUGAGGUAAAGUAAAUGUAAGCAUUUCAGAAUUGUGGACUCCUUGUAGAAGUGUCUGACUUGAGAUGCAACUACUCUUUUUGUCUUUGUACAUUUCCUGCAGGAUUUGUAUUUAGAAAUACCAUCUCAAAAUUUGGAUAUUGUGUUCAAGUCAUUUAAAAUUGGUACUAACUGCUGCCCUCUCACCUCUGAGGGGGCCGUAUCCUGGGCACCUUAACUAGAGGGAAGCUAGGCUUAUGUAUGAAGUGCUUUGAAGGGAAAGGCAGUAUAUAAACAACUGUUCUGAAUUUCAGGUUAACUUAGUAGGCACAGGCGUCUGCUCAAAAACCAAAGUCAACCACAAUCAGAGGUUAAGUCCAACAAAGCCUGUCUGGAAGCAUAUCACUUGAUCAGAGGUACACCUAGGUAUUCAGAGUGUUUACUGCCAGAACACAUAAGACUGUAUUUAUGUAAGUUUUUGUCAUUAUCUGUGUGGUAGGGAUAAUACUACUUUAUCUUUGCUUUGCAAAUGAGGAGCAAGUUGCAGAGCAAGUUUAAAUGACCUACCCAUUUUCAGACAGGAGGUAGUCUCAGCCCAGUAUCUCAUUUCCUAGGCCAGUUCUUUCUACCCCUUUCAGUAGAGGAGAUCUAACAAAAGACAAAUGUUUGUUCUGACUGUAAAAAGGUAAUGGGUAUAUCAGAAAUAACUUUCAAUCACAUCUCAAUUAUGUUCACAUACAAAUUAAAAAAGUGGUCUUUGAAAAUACAUAGAAGCUACCUUUAAAAUGCAUUAUUGUACUAAAUAUAUUUGUAACUUAAAAAAAUCUGGAUGUUAGUAAUGUCAGAUCUUCACUGUGUAUUUAUUAAAGUUUGAAAACUUUU